AUGUCAAAGUUUGACCUAAUUAGGGAGAAUCUAUUCCUUGGCGAUUUCCACGCGGCUGCUGAAGUUCUCCAGAAUGGUAGCUCAGAGAUUUCACAUGUUCUAACAGUUCUUCACUGCCCUUCGAUAUCAACUUUUGAGGAAUGGCGUAACGUGAAAUUAGAAUCGAAAAUAAUCAAAGAAGUCUAUGUGGGUGAUGAUGACGAUGAACAAGGCAGAGAGUAUGCGACUGAGAGCUCGUUGGCAUCAGGAAAUCUUCUGUAUUCUCUGGAGCAUACAGGGCAAGAUCUCAAGAUCACAAGAAUGUCUGUGUUUGCUCAUGAUCAUCACUGGGAGAAUCUACUUGAUUUCUUCGAUCUUUGCUUAGAUUUCAUCGAUGCUGGUCGCAGAGACAAAGGUGUUUUAGUUCAUUGCUUUGCUGGACAAUCUCGGAGUGCUUCUUUUGUCAUUGCAUAUCUUAUGAGAAACGAAAAGUUGUCUCGCCAAGGUCGACCGUUCAAGCCCUAUGUACAAACGCUUCCGUCUAAAAGCUUUACUGCUUUAGGUUAUCUAUAUAGCAAAGAUAAGAAAUUAGACAAAUCGAAGUUGAGGGGUGAUCCAGAAAUGUCGAAGAUUGAGAGUAGUGGUACUACUACGUACCAGUGCAAGAAAUGUAGGAGAGUUGUGUUGUUGGAAGAGCAAGUGAUGAGUCAUACUCGAGGUGAGGCUGAUCAAGAGUUCGAUGUCAUGUUUCCAAACAUGAUUGGAGAUGUCCACAACAAGAAUCCUGGCGGCGAGGAGACGCAAUUGGAAGUUGAUGUCUCGGAAGGGAAGUUGAUGUGUCCGGAGUGUAAAGCUAGGAUUGGAAGCUUUCAUUGGUCAGGAAGUUAUUGUAGCUGCGGAAGCAAGAUUGUUCCGGCCUUUCAGCUUCAAAUGAGCCGCGUCGGUGUUAUCACUGUCAAAAAUGACAAGAACAAGAAGAAGAAGAAGCACUUGAAGAAAAGAACACAAGCUUGGAUUUUUUGCUGUGAUUCGGAAUAUAAGCUUUGUUUUUUUUUUUUUUUUCUGCAUGGAAUCUGA
Microthlaspi erraticum is the source of this 1056-nucleotide messenger RNA. The record is from the annotation of a GenBank genome assembly. NCBI's taxonomy places the organism in Eukaryota, Viridiplantae, Streptophyta, Magnoliopsida, Brassicales, Brassicaceae.